Messenger RNA from Mirounga angustirostris (Northern elephant seal), 183 nucleotides. RefSeq names its product thymosin beta-10-like. Gene Ontology annotation, biological process: actin filament organization; regulation of cell migration. Gene Ontology annotation, molecular function: actin monomer binding. The transcript has a single exon. Bases 1 to 183 code for a protein of 60 amino acids. The record is from RefSeq and is a predicted model, not a curated record. Gene Ontology annotation, cellular component: cytoplasm. Lineage: Eukaryota; Metazoa; Chordata; Mammalia; Carnivora; Phocidae.
AUGGCAGACAAGCCGGACAUGGGGGAAAUUGCCAGCUUCGAUAAGGCCAAGCUGAAGAAAAUGGAGAGGCAGGAGAACACCCUGCCAACCAAAGAGACCACUGAGCAGGAGAAGCAGAGUGAAAUUUCCCAAGAACCUAGAGGAUUCCCCACCCCUGUCAUCUUCGAGACACCCCAGUCAUGA